UAACAGUUCCAUACUUCCAGUCCAUUCUAAUAUCUGACCCAAAAUACUGCCUCGUUCCUCUCACACAUGGCACUUGUUGUUGUACAACCAAUCCUAUUCUGCGCCACAAGUCUUGCUUAAAAUGCGCACCCUACUCACCCUGAGGCCGCCACCGUCGCCAUGCCUCUCCUCCCUCACUCCUCCUUCUGCUUUUCUCUACAGCUUUAGGCCCAAUAAGCGCUUCUACUUCCUUACUCCAUGUUCUUCUCUUAAACAAACCAAGAAGCAGACUCUUCAGAAGAACACUGGCACUCCCAACAGCCCUCCCCAGAGCCAAAAAUGGCUCUUCAAUAACCCCAAGUCUGACGACGACGACAAAAAAGCCGGAGACGGGGUCGAUGGGGGCGAUGGCUCGGAGGGGGACACUGCGCUUAAAGGGACCAUUUUGGCUGGGUUGUUGCUGGUGGGUGUGGUGGGUGGGUUUGGUACUGUGGGUUACAUCUACAAGGACCAAGUCAACUCAUUUUUGAGUCAAUUUUCGACUUUUAUUGAAGGUUAUGGUCCAGCUGGAUAUGCCUUAUUUGUAGCAGUAUAUGCCGGACUUGAAGUUCUUGCAAUUCCAGCUAUUCCAUUGACAAUGUCAGCUGGUCUUCUUUUUGGAUCUUUUAUUGGCACAAUUAUAGUCUCUAUCAGCGGAACAUUAGCUGCAAGUGUUGCCUUUCUCAUUGCUAGAUAUUUCGCUCGCGAGAGAAUUCUUAAACUAGUUGAAGGGAACAAAAAGUUCCUUGCAAUUGACAAGGCUAUUGGAGAAGAUGGCUUCAGAGUUGUUACCCUUCUCCGUUUAAGCCCUUUGCUUCCUUUUUCUUUGGGCAAUUAUCUUUAUGGAUUGACAUCAGUGAAGUUCGUGCCUUAUGUUUUGGGAAGUUGGUUGGGGAUGCUUCCAGGAACAUGGGCUUAUGUGAGUGCUGGUGCAUUUGGGCGAGCAAUAAUACAAGAGGAGUCAGAGGUUGGUUUGGUUGGUGGGAACGGUCAAUUAUUGACAUUAGGCCUUGGAUUGUUAGCCACUGCUUUGGCUGCAGCUUAUGUGACACGACUUGCAAAGGAUGCUGUAAAGGAUAUUGAGUAGGCACCGGGGACUUUUGCUUCCCUGAUAAAGUGUACAACAAUAUAAUUAAACUUAGAAAUUGCAAAAUGAAUCACUGCCAUGUAAAUCGAAACAUUUUAUUCUAACCAAAUGCAAUAAGAGCUUUCUCUCUUAUUCUUCUAGCGUACUACUAUUUAGGGAAGUGGGAACAUUUAUAGUUUAUUGGAUAUUUUAUGUCAUGAUUCUCAUCCCA
This is a messenger RNA of Humulus lupulus (European hop), 1316 nucleotides long. RefSeq lists its product as uncharacterized. Bases 122 to 1105 code for a protein of 327 amino acids. NCBI's taxonomy places the organism in Eukaryota, Viridiplantae, Streptophyta, Magnoliopsida, Rosales, Cannabaceae. The transcript is spliced from 7 exons. The record is from RefSeq and is a predicted model, not a curated record.